Messenger RNA from Zingiber officinale, 2721 nucleotides. RefSeq names its product ubiquitin C-terminal hydrolase 22-like. Bases 244 to 2091 code for a protein of 615 amino acids. Gene Ontology annotation, molecular function: cysteine-type deubiquitinase activity; zinc ion binding. Gene Ontology annotation, biological process: protein deubiquitination. Lineage: Eukaryota; Viridiplantae; Streptophyta; Magnoliopsida; Zingiberales; Zingiberaceae. The transcript is spliced from 3 exons. The record is from RefSeq and is a predicted model, not a curated record.
CCGCCACUGUAGCCGAUUCCGUCUCCGAGUCGACUAGCUCCUCUUCCGCCCUUGUUCCAUUUUAUCUGAAUCAUUACACACGAUUAUCACUAUUGAUCUUAUUUUCUCUUUUUUCUUUAUUUAGUUUCUUUCUUUCCAUUUUAUCAUAAUUUUAUUUAAAUUAUAUUAUAAUUUAGUAGCUGUUAAUUUGAUUGACUCAGUGAGUCCGGCACGGAGUCGAGUCGAGUCGCCUCCGUCCGAUCCAUGAGGUUCAUCUCUCCGUUGCGCCGCACGAAUCAGCGCGCAGAUCCACCUACAAUGGCUUCCAACUCCACCCUCCGCCUCCCGCCGCCUUGCCCUCAUCUCGCCGCUUACAUCGCAGGCGGCGGCGGUUCAGAGCUCCGAUCGCUCCACCGCAUCCUCCGCCGGCGGCCUCCGCUCGGGCGGCCCGAGGUUUGCCGCGACCCAGGGGAGGUGCCUCGCUGCGGCGCCUGCCGCGGCGGGGGCGCCCGGUUGUACGUUUGCGUGGCCUGCGCCGCCGUAUCCUGCAUCCGCCAUGCGGCCGAACAUGCGGCGAUGCGCCCGGGGCACGAGAUCGGCGUCGACGUAGACCGGGUGGAGCUGUUCUGCUCCGCGUGCAGCGAUCAGGUGUACGAUCCCGAUUUCGACGCCGCCGUCGUGAUCGCGCUCACCGCGCCCGCCGCCUGCUGGGCCCCGCAGACGCAGACGGGCAGACGCACGAAGCGGCCUCGCAGGGUGGAAUAUCGCCGCUGGGCCCUCAAUACGGGCGAGCGUGCGGUGAUCGGGCGGAGAUCUAACCCUUUGCUCGUCCGGGAGGGCAAUGCCUCCUCUUGUUCCACCGCCACCACAGUGAAUUCGACGGCUAACGCCGCCACCACUUCCUGCACUACCUCUUCCGCGCCGUUGCCUUGGGGAUUGAGGGGUUUGAACAAUCUGGGCAAUACCUGCUUCAUGAACUCUGUUCUGCAAGCGCUGCUACACACGCCAUUGCUGACUAAUUAUUUCUUGAGCAAUCGGCACAAUCACCUCGUCUGUCAGCGGAAGGUCAGGAAGAAAGCUCCCACCAAGGAGAGGAGCAACGGUUGGGAUGCAACUGCCGGUUUGCAAAUCUGUUUGGCCUGUGAUUUGGACGCGAUGUACUCGGCUGUCUUCUCCGGCGAUAGGAAGCCUUACAGUCCUGCCAAAUUCCUUUACAACUGGUGGCGAUAUGCAUCGAACCUUGCAAAUUAUCAGCAGCAUGAUGCACAUGAAUUUUUCAUUUGUAUGCUUGAUGGAAUCCAUGAAAAGGAGCAGGAGCCAUGCAAACCUUCCACCCAUUUGAGCAGUGGAGAAUGUUGCAUUGCUCAUAGGGUUUUUUCGGGUACCUUGAGAUCAGAUGUCACUUGCACCAUUUGUGGGUUUACAUCGACAACAUAUGAUCCUUGUGUCGACAUCUCCUUGGACUUGGACUCUAAGCAGAAUUCUAUUAAGACAAAUGGCCCCAAACACCAUAUCAAUGGCGACUUUAUAAAGUCAACAAUAGUCCAAAAAUCUGGAACUUCUACCAUCAUGGAAUGUCUGGAUCGCUUCACGAGGCCAGAAAAAUUGGGUGCUGACCAGAAACUCUUCUGCCAACAGUGUCAGGUGAGGCAGGAAUCCUUAAAACAGAUGUCGAUAAGCAAGAUUCCACUGGUAACUUGCUUCCACAUCAAGCGUUUCGAGCAUUCGUUGACGAGGAAAACAUCGCGGAAGGUGGAUCAAUAUCUGGACUUCCCAUUUUCCCUUGACCUGGCCCCGUAUCUUUCAUCCUCCAUUCUCAGCGCCAGAUAUGGCAACCGGGUGCUGGCUUCUGAGGAUUACGACUCAGAUUCAGAUGCAUCAGUCGAGUCAGUGUCAAACUUGGAGCUGUUUGCAGUGGUCACACACAGUGGUAACUUAGAUGCUGGCCAUUACCUGACAUACCUUCGUCUCAACGGCCAAUGGUACCGGUGCGACGAUGCAUGGAUCACUCAUGUCAAGGAGAGCAUGGUGAGAUCUUCUCAGGCAUACAUGCUGUUCUAUGUACAGAAAAUUCUUUACUACAAAGCGAGUGAGAAUUUGGUCAGCUCUUGAAGUGUUUGUCGAUAGCAAGCUCCAGUUUUGACACAGGGAAAGCCUACUUACGAACAGCUGAUUGCAGGCUCAAGUCUCUUUCUCUUGAAAGUCUCCUACAGGCAACCUUGAUACAAGAUAAAGAAAUUGGUUGAUAACGGAGUGUAUUUUUUCUGACCCCAAUGAGUUGUCAGUUUUUGGUACAACUUAACAGCCAUAAUAGAUGUGUACUUCGGAUCUUCCACACCUUCAGGAUUGGAGAGAGCCCUGCUUAGUAUUUGCUCACCCGUUGCUUCAAAUCAUUAAAAUGCUCGAAGGUUGUUUUUUCAUUAAUGGACUCAUCUUAUUGCUACUAAUGACUAACUUUUCAGAGGCAUCCUAAUCUGUAGUGGUUUUGAAGGAUCAUGUGUGUUGGGAUGACACUGCAAGCAAACUAAGGAACACGAGCUAUUGGAAGUGAGGCAUUAUAUGAGUAAUGACACAUUUAUUAAAUCGUUUGGUGUGGUUUAGUGUUCACUGUCGAUACUAUUGCCUUGCCACUUGAGAGUGUUUGUCAUCAUGUUUCGCUUUGUCAAAAGAACAAUGUGAUACAUUUCUCGUCAUGUGGUAGUGUAAUUAUAACACGAUACCAUUAUUCACUAUUAUGAUGUA